Messenger RNA from Suricata suricatta (meerkat), 564 nucleotides. RefSeq names its product 60S ribosomal protein L23a-like. NCBI's taxonomy places the organism in Eukaryota, Metazoa, Chordata, Mammalia, Carnivora, Herpestidae. The record is from RefSeq and is a predicted model, not a curated record. The transcript is spliced from 2 exons. The coding region runs from base 1 to 564 and encodes 187 amino acids. Gene Ontology annotation, biological process: translation; ribosomal large subunit assembly. Gene Ontology annotation, cellular component: ribosome; cytosolic large ribosomal subunit. Gene Ontology annotation, molecular function: structural constituent of ribosome.
AUGGUGCCAAAGGUGAAGAAGGAAGGCUCUGCCCCUCCUAGAGCUGAAGCCAAAGCGAAGGCUUUGAAGGCCAAGAAAGCAGUUCCAAAAGGCAUCCACAGUCAUAAAAAAAAAAAAAAGAAGAAGAAGAAGAAGAUCCACGCAUCCCCUACAUUCCAAUGGCCCAAGACAAGGUGUCUCGAAGGCAGCCCAAAUAUCCUCGAAAGAGCACCCCCUGGAGAAACAAGCUUGACCACAAGUUCCCUGACUACCGAGUCAGCCAUGAAGAAAAGAGAAGACAACACACUUGUGUUCAGUGUGGAUGUCAGGGCCAACAGGCAUCAGAUCAAACAGGCUGUGAAGAAGCUCUAUGACAUUGACAUAGCCAAGGUCAACACUCAGAUCAGGCCCGAUGGAGAAAAGAAAAGUUUGGCUCCUGACUAUGAGGCUUUGGAUGUUGCCAACAAAAUUCAUCCAGUAUCUGCAGUGUACGGCAGCCAGAGGCAGCCAGCAGCCCCUGGCGAUGCCAGGCAGCCCCUUUUCCCAGAUGGUUUUGUAGCAGAGUGUACUAGAGUGCCCCAGUGA